CUCUUUUUAUCUAAAUAAAAAAAACUACUUAUUUAUUUGCCUUUCAAUAGUGUACUAAAUUUGUCAAUGUCUAACUUAAUUUCAAUGUCAAAAUAUCUCUUUUGGCAACCCAAGCACUAUAGUAAUUUUUAUACGUGGCGUUUUAGAAAUACGAAGGGAAUCUGUCAGCGCCUGAGUGAAAAGAAUAUCAAAUUUUGUAAAAGUGAACUCAUUGCACAUCUUUGAAAACAAACCAGUAUUAAUAAACCUAUAAACAAUAACACUAAAUUCAAUGCCUCCUAAACGAAAGGUAGGGCGUCCACUUGGGUCCAAAAAUAAGAAAGGAAGGAAAACGGACAAAAAGAAUGUUGGGAAAAGGAAGGCUGUAUCGUUAAUAGGUGUAGUUGAGGACGGAGAUGUUUGUUCUUCAAAUGGUAAUGAUUGUUUUAAAAGCGUUGAAAAUAUCUGUGGAGUGUGCAAAAAAAUAUUUAACUCUCAAGACGAGCUAGAAACACACUACAAACGGUGUCGUGCUUUGGAAAUUGUAUCAGAUUAUUUCCCGAAGGCAGCAUACACUUGCAAUGAAUGUUCCAAGAAAUUUCGAUUCAGAAAAAGUUUUAUUGAACAUUGCAAAAAUGAACACUCUAAGUCACCAAAGAGAGUGGCUUGCAGUCAGUGCAAUGUCUAUUGCCCGGACAAGAAGACAUUGGGUGAACAUGUUGCUAAGGUCCAUGAAAGAGAUAUGUAUGAAUGUCCUACAUGCAAGCGGCUAUUUGUCCGUCGAUCACAUGUCCUUCGGCAUAUGGCGCAGACAGGCUGUGAUGGACAAGGAGCUGCAGAAUACACAUGUGAAAUAUGUUCUGCAAAAUUCACGAGAAAAGACAAUUUAAUGGUUCAUAUAAGGCUGCAACAUAUAGUAAAAAAUGUUUACAAAUGCAAGAGCUGCAAAUAUGAUUCAAAAAAUUUUUCCAAGUUGGUUGCCCACUGGCAUGCAAAUCAUUCAGAGACUCCAGGGCAGUACCAAUGCCACAAUUGCAGCAAAUGGACUAGCUCACGAGCCGCCAUGACCAAGCAUCUUGAAAUACAUGGUGAAAAGAAAUAUUCAUGUGAUGUGUGCGGGUACUGCACGUACACGGUGGAGGUGAUGCGGCGCCACGUGCUGACGCAUGUCGCCGACAAACCGUACAAGUGCGAGGUCUGCCCCAAGUCCUACAUCCAGCGGGCGCAGCUACAGCGCCAUCUCGAGGUCCACGCAGGCAACCGGUGCAUCAAGUGCGAUACUCCAUUUCCCUCCAGAGCGAAGUUACUGGUUCACAUGAGAGAACAUAUGGGGUUAGAUAAGUUAAAUUGCCCCAUGAAGACAUGUACUUAUCACACAAAAGCAUUCUCCAGCGAAAUAAGCCUGAACCAGCAUUUAAAAAUUCAUUUAGAGAACAAACCGUACAGCUGCGAGGUGUGCCACAAGAAGUUCCACUUGGAGGUGAACCUGCGCCGGCACCUGGAGACGCACACGCUGGACCGGCCGCGGCGCUGCAUGUACUGCGUGUCGGCGCGCGCCUACGUGCGCGGCGCCCAGCUCAUCCGCCACGUGCGCAAGAACCACGAGAACAUCUUCCGCGGACACCUCCUGCAUGUGCGACAAGUGCUCGGUGCCGAUAGCACUGUAGAAAGAGUGAAGAAGUCUGAAUUGGAAGCAAUCCUCAAUUUGUUAGAUGUGGAAUCGGAUCGAAUCCUGCAAGGCUACAGCGGGUCUGAUGUGCUCUAUGGUGGUAUACAAGAUGAAGAAAAUCGUACCAGUAAGGAAGCUCCUAACAUUGAGCCAAAGAAAGUAAACUCUCCGCUGCUGUCUGAAGAAGAACUUACUGAUAAUCUAAGAAAACUGCUUUCUAAGCUUAUUGAUAAGGAGACACUCGAUCUUUUUGGAUGGCCGGACGAGAGCAUAGAUGUGGUAUUGGAAAAAGUGAUCGAGCAAUGUGGCGCUAAACCCGCAGACCGCGACAAGUGGACUCGUGUACAACGUUUGCGCGAGAACUCCAAACACUUGUUCUUGUACGUUAUUGAAGACAAGAACAUCGCCCGCAUGCUGGGCACCCACACCAUUGAUCAAAUUAUUAAACAUAUACUGAAGCAAGUCAGCGACGAUGAUGCCAACGAGAUCUAGUAAGCCAUUGUACAUUCACGUAUGUUUAUUAUAUACUUGCACGAUUACGUCAACAUAUCGACUCUAUUACGGUCUUAAAACAUUUGUUGAACUUUGGAUUCUAUAAGAAUAAAUCUGUUAUUAUUAUAUGUUUUACGUUACACACUUACAUCUUGUAAAUUUUGAUUAACUGAGUUAAAUGUACAUACGUAACUACUUAAUAAUUUUAUAAAACAAAUUAUGGUUGCUAUUGUGCAAGAUUUAAUCUAUCUACCCAAGAAUUAUGAACAAAACCAAUAUAUUUUAAUUUUAAUAAAGUGGAUUGUUAAAAAUAACAUAUAAAUAACAAGCAAUUUUAGCUUGCAUUUAAGUUUUUCUACGGUUUUGCAAUAUAAUUAUUGGUAAAUAGCUAAUGUUUUAGAAGAUUUAUAUGAAAUACAUAUAAGGUACAAAAUACUUGAGAAUAUGUUGUGCAAUCGUCUGUGGAUGUACCUGAUGUUUUUUUUUUAAUGUAAUCAGAUUAUUAAGUGAUUUAUGUCCAAUGAUCAAACCUGUUUCAUGUUGUGGUCAGUGUUAAGUUGUUAGGCUCCCAAUUUUAACUAAACUGUUUAAAUUGAUUGCAUUUCUAACUGAUAUUGAAGUAGUAAUAUCAUGAUUUUUUAGCAACUUUUGGUUUUACUUGCAUUUUCCUAGAUAUUAAUUAUGAAAAUUGUAUUUUCAUCUUGGUGGCCUUAAAUUAGUAAUUAUUUUUUAUAGUUUAUAAAUAGGAUAUAAUAGAAUAAAUAAUUGCUUUUUAUCAGGAAGGCUUUCGUUUAGCCACUUAUUAUCUACAGGAACAAAUUGUGCGUAUUAUUUCUUAUCCAUGUCCGCUCAGAGUAUCUCUUAAAAUUUUUAUCCUUGAAAAUUACAAGACACGUUUUUUUAUGUAAAAGACAUUAAUCUAGUUAUUUUGUGAAAAACGUGCUUCCACAGCUUUAGCCAAGAAUUUUUAAAACAUGUAUUUUAACAGUUAUCUAGAAAAUAUUAUAUUUUUAUAUUGUUAACAUUUAUAAUACGUAACAACGUAAGCUAAAUUUAUUUUUAAGAAUAAGUGUUUAUGCUCUUUGCACUAUUAAAUAUUUGAAGUACGGGUGGACUCUUCGAACUGUUGGUAAUGUUCGCUAAUUUAUUUAGAAAUAUAAAUAUUGUUGCUAAUAAUAUUGAAAACUUAAUUAUUAUUGUUUCUUUCACUUUUUAUAGAAAGCAUUCAAUAUACUAUGGCAAAAAAUUAAAUACGAAUGUGCCUAUUAACGUAAGUACACAUUAUAUUAAUAGCUAAUUCAUAUUACUUAUCCACAUUUAGAUUGGCUUGGCAACUCCUGUAAUCCGGCUUCUCGGAGGUCGGGACCGGAGGAUGGUUUGAGGUCGGGGGUUCUGGUGCUGAGUGGCCCAUGUUGACUGGACGUCCACACUAAGCCUGGUAUUGAUAUGGAUCCCCCGGAGGAGUCUGGGGGAUGCAGGUCUACUAAGGAGGGGCACCGGGCCAGGGGGGAAACCCAGCAGCCAAAAGUCCCCGUAUCGGGCAGUAGUGGGAUAGCGGCCGGGAGUGGGUGCUCAGUAUCAGCCCGACCAAUAAAAUCAGACCCGUUCCUUUUUCGUUUAAAAAAGGGAAGUGAUCGGCGGCGGAGACCUCUCGCGCCCGGCCUUAGUCGAGGCCAUGGUGCGGAGUGAGAGGAACUGGGACGCCGUCUCCUCCUUUUGUGAAG
Molecule: messenger RNA, 3864 nt
Organism: Spodoptera exigua (beet armyworm)
Lineage: Eukaryota; Metazoa; Arthropoda; Insecta; Lepidoptera; Noctuidae
Source: the annotation of a GenBank genome assembly